UUGCUACGUCGUGCUACAGCAACAUCAAGACCACUACAAAUGGUGAACCCAUGGUCAGCAGAAAAUCAGCCGGCGGUUAGCGUUCGUCGCGCUGGAUCGGGAUCCGGCGCGGAAGCACAGCAUCUUGAGUGGGGUUUUGAUUGAUCGGAUGCGGGCUCUGCCUUUACUUAGCGUUGGUUGCGCCGCGCGCAUAAUCAUCACAUGGUGUUUUUGCGGUGAUGAAUCGGACGACCAGAGAUGCGUAGCUAUCUCUGCAUGCAGCAAGGAGGAAACCGUUGUGGUGUGCAGACCCAGGAGGGGUUGGUCGAAGGUAGCGCGAUCGAACAACUCCGCGUUCUUCGUGCAUGCGUUGGGAACCGUGCUUCUCCUCCGAGCAACGACUGUGCGUGAUGUGCUUGAUACGCGGAACUAUGCGCGGUAUGGAAACUGUUGGGAAGAUGAGAAUCCUGGUAAGCAGUAUGGGCCGUCGGGCAACAAGCACCGACACCGAGAGCAGGCAAAAGCAGAUCGUCGCGGCUUCAGGUCAUGAGUAUGUAUGACUUACACG
Molecule: messenger RNA, 547 nt
Organism: Punctularia strigosozonata HHB-11173 SS5
Lineage: Eukaryota; Fungi; Basidiomycota; Agaricomycetes; Corticiales; Punctulariaceae
Exons: 1
Coding region: 149-529 (126 amino acids)
Source: RefSeq, a predicted model, not a curated record